Acytostelium subglobosum LB1 is the source of this 1368-nucleotide messenger RNA. RefSeq lists its product as hypothetical. The coding region runs from base 1 to 1368 and encodes 455 amino acids. Gene Ontology annotation, cellular component: cytoplasm. The transcript is spliced from 4 exons. Lineage: Eukaryota; Evosea; Eumycetozoa; Acytosteliales; Acytosteliaceae. Gene Ontology annotation, biological process: protein phosphorylation; regulation of MAPK cascade; intracellular signal transduction. The record is from RefSeq and is a predicted model, not a curated record. Gene Ontology annotation, molecular function: ATP binding; protein serine/threonine kinase activity.
AUGUCAAAGAAGUUGUCUAUACCCGAGGAGGUCAUGAGCAAGAAGGAUCCAGAGCUCUACUUUCAAAUUGUAGAGAAGCUUGGUGAAGGAUCAUAUGGUUCAGUUUGGAAAGCAAUCAAUAAGGCGACAGGUAUACCAGUAGCCAUCAAGAAGGUGGCAAUCGACAAUGAUCUCGAUGACAUGAAGAAAGAGAUCAACUUUAUGAAACAAUGCAGGAGCAACUAUAUCAUUACUUAUCAUGGUAGUUUCAAGAGAGACAGUGAGAUAUGGAUCGUAAUGGAGUAUUGUGGAGGUGGAUCAGUAUGCGAUGCUAUAAAGAUCACGAACAAGACGUUGACAGAGGAACAGAUUGCUGUGGUAUCAAAGGAUGUAUUGCAGGGUCUGGCAUACUUGCACUCGGUGCGAAAGAUACAUCGUGACGUUAAAGCCGGUAACAUCUUGCUCAAUCACAAUGGAGAGAGUAAGCUGGCGGACUUUGGUGUGAGUGGACAGCUGGACGGAUCAAUCGUCAAGGCACAGACAGUGAUUGGCACACCGUUCUGGAUGGCGCCCGAGGUCAUUCAAGAGGUGGGUUACGACUACAAGGCAGACAUAUGGUCGUUUGGUAUCACGUGCAUAGAGAUGGCCGAGUCUAAGCCACCCCUCUUCAACAUACAUCCGAUGCGUGUGAUCUUUAUGAUCCCCAACCCUUCGCGGCCACCUCCCAAGCUGACCGAGCCCGAGAAAUGGUCGGCCGACUUCAACGACUUCCUGGCCAAGUGUCUGACGAGAAAGCCCGAGCUGCGUCCGACCGCUGUCGACCUGCUCAAGCAUCCAUUCAUCACCAAGGCCAAGUCACACAGUCUGCUGGUGCCGCUCAUCGACGAACAGGAGCAGAUCAUCGGACAGAAGGGACGCGAGGCAGCACUUGGAUUGGACAAACAGGACGACGAGGAGGACUCUGACGAGGAGGACUCUGACUCUGAGCAGGACAGUGGCACCAUUCGACCAAACAGGCCGAGCGCAGCACAUGCCAUCAAGGAAGACGAUGGAUUCGACAGUGGGACCAUGGUCAUCACCGACAACAGAAACUACGACACAAUGGUCGUCAACAACGACGACGCUUCAUCCACCAUGCGCAUGAACAAUGGCAAGAACAAGACCUAUGUACCAGCCUACAUGGAUCAAUUCAAGAAGGACAAUCAAUCAUCAUCAAGUAACAAAUAUUCAACCUUGUCAUUGGAGGAACUGCAGAACAAACUGGAAGAGAUAGAGAAGGAGAAGGAACAAAAGAUAUCGGCAAUCAUGGGCAAGUACACGAUCACAAAGGAGUCACUAAAGUUGGUGCUGGAUGAGAAGAAGUCGUCUUCGCAUCAUGUUAAAGGUUAA